AUGUUCUGUGAGCUAUCUUCAAACUCGUAUACGAUGGUCACCGGGCAGGAGAUGGAAUACGUUGAGGAGACGGUUCACAAGGAUGCCCUGUUGUCGUCAGGGCCGGAUGUGUUGGAGCUCGAUGAAAGGCUAUGGAGCCAGCUCGACUACGCUGAAGACGAGCGUGUCAUCGUUCGGUCGGACUCUAGCAGCGUGCAGGAGCUUCCGUGGGAUGACGACUUUCGUAUUACGAACGAGCAAGAAGGCUGUUAUCCUUGGCACACGCUCUUCCAACCGAAGUCAGGCGCUUCCCAAGAUUGGCAGCAUGAGAGCGCUGAUAAAGAGCUUGACGAGCUCAUGCACAAUACGAUGGACCCUGUCGUAUUUUCAACAACAUCUGGACCCUGUCCGUCAUUGCCGAUGGUGCUCUCCUGUGUGAGCUUCUUUACCUUCAUCUGCACGUAG
Molecule: messenger RNA, 444 nt
Organism: Peniophora sp. CBMAI 1063
Lineage: Eukaryota; Fungi; Basidiomycota; Agaricomycetes; Russulales; Peniophoraceae
Source: the annotation of a GenBank genome assembly